AAAUAAUCCAUCCAUGAGGUACCACCACUGCUGCUAGACUUGGACAGUGGCUGGCUGCAUCAACUGAGCCAAAGGUUGACACAACAAUCCAGCACUUCUGAAAGAAAGAAUGAGUGUGGUCGGUGUGUGUGUGGUCUAAAAAGUUAGUCAGUGUGAGGGAAAGGGAAGGAAAGGAAAGGAAAGGAAGGGAAGGCAUGUCUGUUUGUUUCUUGGGAAACUGAAAAAUGAAAUUUUAGUGUUGGAAGGGGUAAAGAAGUGGACAGGAAAGUUUAGAAAAAGUUACGAAUAUGAAUGGCUGAGACUUGGGAGGGACAGCUCUUUAAACUUUGUUAUUUCUUGUAGGACUUUUAGACAAAGCCCAUACCCGAGUUACCUUGCACAAGAAAUUAAAGAAAGAAAAAGAAAGAAGAAAGAAACUUGCCUUGAGCAGGAAAAGUUUGGUCUAGGAGUACACUUUCAUGCGAGUCAUUUGUUUGAAGUAGUUGGUUGCUAUGCCACAGCAAAGGUUUCAAGUAUCCUCUGGGGCUCUCUAGUUUUGGAUAAGAAAAAAAUGAAUACGGAGCCAUUGAACCAGAAAUCUCUUGAGAGAGUGGUGUCACAGAAAGCUUUACAAAUUGGCAGUUCUUUUUCAUUUCAAAUUUGUGUGGUGGGUUUUCUUAGUGGAGUUUGUCUCACCUCUUUGUUUUUGGCUGCUCUUACUUCACUGGGGACUUUUGAGUUUGGUGGCAUUUCAUUUUCUUCCAUCUCUCUGGGAAAUUCUCCUUUGAAUUCUUCAAGUUCUGGGUUUUUCAAUACAGUUACAAGUGCAGACUGCAAAUUUAAGAGAGAGGAAAUCCUUACAGAGAGGUGGGUUGACUCAAAGAGAAGUGAAAAUGGGGUUGAUGAUGAGAGAGUUUCAUUAUUACAUUCAGCUUGGAGUGCCUUACUAUCCGAAUCAGUAGAUGGAGAAAUUGCAUUCUGGAAAAGUUCUGGACUUAGGAAAUCUGCGGUGCCAAAUGCCCCUCAUUUGGAGAACUGCAAGUUGAGUGAACAAAUAAAUGAACAUCUUGAUAAGCGUGCUGAGAAUGAGAGGCUUCCUCCUUGGACAACUUGGAAGGGAUUAUUAAACGCACACCCUGCAUCUAUGCCCACUGAGCAACUGAGGUACCUUAGGCAUCAAGCAAUACCUGAAGGCGCUUAUCCUCCCUGGAUUACUGGAUCGGAUGAAGAAAACUAUCCUCUUACUAGGAAAGUGCAGCGUGACAUAUGGCUCCAUCAGCAUCCUGAGAACUGCAGGGAUCCUAAUAUAAGAUUUCUGGUUGCUGAGUGGGAGAGGUUACCUGGUUUUGGUAUUGGAGCCCAGCUAGCUGGAAUGUGUGGGCUUCUUGCUAUUGCAAUCAAUGAGAAAAGAGUUCUUGUUACCAGCUACUAUAAUCGAGCCGACCAUGAUGGUUGUAAAGGUUCUUUGCGCUCCAGUUGGUCUUGCUACUUCUUUCCAGAAACAUCCCAAGAAUGUCGAGAUCGUGCGUUCGAGCUAUUGGGUAAUAAAGAAGCAUUGGAAAGGGGAAUUGUAACUACAAAAGACAAUUACACAUCAAAAGAAAUAUGGACUGGACGGACUCCAAGGGUAUGGGGCGAACCGUGGAGGUUCUUGCAACCAACAACGGAAAUAAAUGGGAGUUUGGUUGUGUCUCAUCGUAAAAUGGAUCGAAGAUGGUGGAGAGCACAGGCAAUACGCUACUUGAUGAGAUUUCAAACUCAGUAUACGUGUGGUUUGAUGAAUGUUGCCCGAAAUGCUGCUUUUGGGAAGGAAGUUGCAAAGAUGUUUCUUACAAGUCUCGGCAAGGAAUGGCCAAAGGAUUUUGGGAACAAGAGAAGGUCGGAUAUUGAAGAAUUUGUAUGGUCCAAUCACAGACCAUGGACUCCUAGGCCAUUGUUGAGCAUGCAUGUAAGAAUGGGAGACAAGGCAUGUGAGAUGAAGGUGGUUGAGUUUGAAGGUUACAUGCAUCUUGCUGACCGGAUCAGACAGCAUUUCCCACACCUCAAGAGCGUUUGGCUAUCAACUGAAAUGCAGGAAGUUAUCAACAAGUCCAAGCUAUACACGAACUGGAAUUUCUACUACACGAAUGUAACACGCCAAGUUGGGAACAUGACAAUGGCCACUUAUGAGGCGAGUCUGGGCAGGAAAACCAGCACAAACUAUCCCCUUGUUAAUUUCUUGAUGGCAGCAGAAGCCGACUUUUUCGUCGGAGCAUUGGGUUCAACAUGGUGCUUUCUCAUAGAUGGCAUGAGGAAUACUGGAGGGAAAGUAAUGGCUGGUUACUUGAGCGUUAACAAAGAUCGGUUCUGGUAGGUAUUAUCUAUCCAAAGCAGGUUUGUAAGUAAAAAUGGAAUGAGUUCAUCUGUAAAUGAGUUUUAAUCUUUGCACCAUAAUGUUCCACUUGUACGAUGUACAAAUAGUAGUGUGAUGAAAUAAUGAAGUGUUUGUCUGAACAAGGGCGCAAAUUUCUGCAAUUCAAUU
Populus euphratica (Euphrates poplar) is the source of this 2500-nucleotide messenger RNA. RefSeq lists its product as uncharacterized. NCBI's taxonomy places the organism in Eukaryota, Viridiplantae, Streptophyta, Magnoliopsida, Malpighiales, Salicaceae. The record is from RefSeq and is a predicted model, not a curated record. Gene Ontology annotation, molecular function: alpha-(1->6)-fucosyltransferase activity. Bases 551 to 2332 code for a protein of 593 amino acids. Gene Ontology annotation, biological process: protein N-linked glycosylation. The transcript has 9 exons.